UCAUAAGGAGCAAAUUGACAAGCUCACUCUGGAGAUGUCGGCCCUGGAAAAGAAGUUGCAGAGGGAGAGGGGGAUCACACAGGAACUCCGCAAACAGCUCUUGGAACGCGAGGAGGAACUUGAAACGCUCUCCACUACUCUUCAGCAGAAUGGAAGGCGGGCGGGCGAGGAGACCCCCGGGCCGUGUCUGAAAGAGGCCGGGCCCCUGUUGAAGGAGAUGUCCCUGUGUCUGCUGGAUCUUAAGGGCCUGUGCAGUGUCCUUACACAGAGAGCUCAAGGCAAAGAGCCCAAUCUGGCCCUGCUCCUCGGCAUCAAAUCGAUGGGCUGCUCGGCGGAGGAAAGUGAGAAGCCGCUGAUGGAGGACGGUUUGCGGGCCAAGCUGGUGGAGGUGUGCCAGCUGAGGAAAGACAUUGACGAGCUGCGGACGGUCAUCUCGGACCGGUACGCACAGGACAUGGGUGAAAACUGUGUGACGCAAUGACACCCGACUCCAGAGAGCUUGUAAAGGGAGAAAAAAAGUCAUCCUGAUGAAACAAACAAGGUCUUUCUGACUGCUUAAGGUUGGACCAAGCUGUGAAUCCAGUUACAGGACGAUCGUUAUUAUUUUUGUUUUCUUGUGGACGUUGAAUCUUCAAGGAAUGUGUUUUUAAUCUAUUUAUUGAGACUGUUGGAGGCCUUGCUGGUCCUGUCAGUCGUCAUUGAGGGGAAGUAGAGCAAGUGGUGUCCUAAAGUGCCUUGUGUUCCUGUUUCUGUCCCUCCAAACUUCAUGAAGCCACAGUCAUUUUUUACCCAAAGAAGCUGGUCCAUCCUCUUCCCUACAGCUACAGGUCGCAGGUCGACAUUCAGGAUCCUCUGCAUCUCAUCCGAAGUACUCCAUGAAAACUAGUGUAAAUGUUUUGUUUAAAUAUAAAAGACAGCAAAAGAAUCCAGGUUAAUCUAUUCAGGACACUGUUUAACUUUUUAAUUAGCAUAAAAUAUGAGCUGCUUUUUUAGCGCUGCAGCACAGUUCAGUUCAGAACAAGUUGCACACGUUGAGUUCCUAAGUCAGACAGGAAACGGAAUUUUUCUGCAGAUGACACACUUCCUGUGACCUCCUGACUGUUUAUAUACUCCAGAUAAUACAUAUAGUCCUUGUUAUAAUUAGGAAUAUGGAUGAAAUCAAUGCAAAACCUUGUUCACUCAGGUAUUUUUUAGAGUUUCCUUUCAUUCGUUGUGGUUCUGAGAUUGAACUCUUUUAAGUUCAUUUUGACCCCAAGCUGUUUGUUUUUUUUAUAUAUAUUUGAUAAUGUUAAGUCCAGAGAUGUGGUCAUGUCAACCUCUGCACAUGUAUUUGCAUCAAUGUGAUGAAUGGUUGAAAUAUUUUCAGUACAAAAAUGUCAAUUUACUGCUCAUGUAUUGUGACUGAUCUCAUAUUUAAAUGUAUAUUAAGCAUGUUUAGAAUUUCAAAUGGAGGUUUAUGUCAUAAUGUGCUCAUGAUAUCUUGUGCAUGUGCAUAGCGUUAGAAUUAGGUUUCUUUUAUGUAAAGGCAUUGAUUAGCUAAAUAUUACAAGUUAACUGUGCUAUGCAAUGUCACAUUAACCAGCAGUUAUUCCACAUUUCUGCAGAUAUUUAAUAUUGUUCUGUGCCUUUUAGAAUCUAUGCAGCUGAACGACAGUAAGCGAAGGGUAUUUUCCGUAACUGGCAGAGACAGUUUUUCUUUUCUGAGAACUUUAUUUCAUAAAGGUGCAGGUGAGCUAAGCCAUAUUCAAAAGCAAAUGCAUAUUUAUUCUCAGGCAAAGAUGGAGAAUGUUUGUGGUGCUCUUCAUUGUGUAUUACAGGACAGUGUGAUAUCUGAUAGCAUGCUGAAUUGUGUGUAUAUAUGAAAGCAAUGCGCAUUGAUUGACAUGACCAACUCACUGUGCCUGAAAGCCACUGGUUGGCUCUGGUUAACUGGUUAACUUCACAUCAGUCUUUUAAAUCUUAAGUUUCAUUUUCCAGCUAGAUUUUACAAAAGCCAAAGGUCUAUUUAUGUAUUUUUUUUCCCUCAAAAGUAUUAACUAUUUUUGCAUUUUGUAAAAUGCUUUUCAUUUGUACAAAUGUUAAAUAAAGUAUUUUUCU
Pimephales promelas (fathead minnow) is the source of this 2097-nucleotide messenger RNA. Lineage: Eukaryota; Metazoa; Chordata; Actinopteri; Cypriniformes; Leuciscidae. The record is from RefSeq and is a predicted model, not a curated record.